AUGACCAUCGCUCGCUCGCGUGGUGUUGGGCCGCUGGACCAACGACGUUUCAUGGAUGUUUUCCGGGAGGUAGACAUGAAAGCCCCUCUAAUGUCCGCCUAUGGCCUGGACGGGUUGGACAAGCUGCCGGGUUUCCUGAAGUACGCUCUGCUCAGUCACUUGCAGUAUGAUGGAGCGCCCUUGGCAUUGCUUGCCGAGUGGUUUCGCAUCUUGGGAUUCCAGGUGGAUCUUGUGAGUGCCGCAGACAUCAAAGAAGACACAUUCCGAGCUGAUGUGGCGGCAGCUUUUGAACGAAGUCCAGCAGCUACCAGUAGGCAGUACCUUCUCGUGAACUAUUCCCGCUCCGUGGUCGGUCAACGAAUGUUCAGUGGAGGGCACUACGCGCCGAUCGGAGGCUUCAAUGAAGAAGAGGACAAGGUGUUGCUGCUGGAAGUGAAUUCUUGGCGCUAUCCUUCUGUGUGGGUUGAUCUUCCGCGCCUGUGGCUUGCGACUCACACGCAAGUCGCCAACGGUAACUGGCGAGGGUACCUUCGCAUCCAGACGCUUGCGUGA
This is a messenger RNA of Symbiodinium sp. CCMP2456, 552 nucleotides long. Lineage: Eukaryota; Dinophyceae; Suessiales; Symbiodiniaceae. The record is from the annotation of a GenBank genome assembly.